Molecule: messenger RNA, 2495 nt
Organism: Psammomys obesus (fat sand rat)
Lineage: Eukaryota; Metazoa; Chordata; Mammalia; Rodentia; Muridae
Gene: M1ap
Product: meiosis 1 associated protein
Exons: 9
Coding region: 55-1632 (525 amino acids)
Biological process (GO): spermatogenesis; male meiosis chromosome separation; meiosis I
Source: RefSeq, a predicted model, not a curated record
UGAAAAUAUCCAUUAUUCAAGUGGUGGCUGCAGUUGCAUGCUGGCUUGUCUGUCAUGCAUCGAAAAAGAACUACAAGUAGAGGGACCUCCUGUACCACGAAGAUUAGUCAGCAACCUCCGAGACUUCUCCUUGUGCAUGCUGCUGCACCUUCCUGGGCUGACAUCCGCCCCAACCUCUGUGAGGCCUUGCAAAAUUUUUUCUCCAUAGCCUGCAGUUUGAUGGGCCCCAGCCGUAUGUCUCUGUUCAGCUUAUAUGCUGUACAAAACCAACAUGAGUGUAUCCUCCCAUUUGUGCAGGUGAGAGGGAACUUCGUUCGCCUGCAGGCCUGCAUCUCAGAGCUUGGCAUGCUGCAGGUAGAAGGCUGUCACAGACCACAUCCCACCUUACUGCCACUGGCGGUAGCAGACGGGCUCCAGCAGUUCAAACAGUACAGCAGACACAUGGCCACCAGUGCUGCUCAGCCCUGCACUUCCCUGGAGAUUACUGUCCUGACUUCUCAGCCUGGAAAAGAAGUGAUUAAACAACUAGAGGAAGGAUUGAAAGAUAUAAACCUACUUAGCGUCAGAAGGCUGCAGGUGGUUGAGGUUACAAAAGGCAUCCAAGAGCGUGUAGAUUCACCAUCUCCUUCUGAAGAACCCAGCAAUGAUGAGAGUUCUAUCCUGGAAGCUGACACUGUCCUUCAGACUCUAGGCAACGAUGUUGUCAGCAUGGAGGUCUUCUUCAAAGCCUGGCUGCAUAACAGUGAAACUGACCGAGAACACAUCCACCUUUUUCUUACUCCGCAGAGCCUUCCUCCUUCUUCCAGAGCCAAGGAUGAGCCAAUAUGUCUGAAAUGCGAUCUCCAAGAGCGAUUUCUCAGCCCAUCCCUGCUUCCUGGCACGGCCGAUGGCUCAUUGAGAAUGGAUGACCCCAAAGGAGACAUCAGCACACUCUACCAGAUGGCUUCCCUGUCAUCAUCUCCGUACAAGCUACAAGUGAUCAAGGCUCUAACCUCCAGUGGGAUCUGUGAGUCCUUGACCUAUGGACUCCCCUUCAUCCUCAGACCCACAAGCUGCUGGCAGCUGGACUGGGAUGAGUUGGAGACAAACCAGCAGCAUUUUCAUGCCCUGUGUCACUGCUUGCUGAAAAGAGACUGGCUGCUGUUGGCCAGGGGGGAACCCCUGAUCCCCAGGUACAACCAGAAUGUUCCUGCCUGCAGCUUCUAUGUGAUCACACCAUCUCCCUCCCUCACACUGCUGGUGAAGUUGGUGGCCACGAGGGAACUGAUGCUGCCUGUCUUCUUCCCCCCGCUGGCUGAGGACCCACCCGGGGACAGCCUAAAGAUCAUAGAGAGUACACUAGACAGCCUGGAGCUGGGGCCCACCUACAACCCAUUGCAAGUUGGGAGCCACCUGUAUUCACAUCUGACCAGCACCUACGCCAAGCCUCAGGGACGGCCCUACGCAAGCUGGGAGAGCCGCAGCCUUAGAAAGGCCGGGCAACCACAGACCAACAAAGUUCGAGCCACAAUUGUCCCCCUGCCAGUGACUUCAGCCCCAGGUAGAGCUCCCAAGACUUCGGCAGCCAGCAAAGCUUUCUCGGGAAACUUGGUGCCUUCUGAUUCAGAGGAGGAGUUCCCUUCUCACACCUAAGUCCCCAGCCCAGAGCAAGGCCGUAUCACACCCACACCGGCACUCACAGGGUGGCUGCCUGAGGGCUGUCAGCCUGCACCUGAGCGUGAGCUCAGGCUAAGAAACAGCCUCUCCCUCCUCAGUUCCCACAAGUGCUGUUGCCCAACUCAGAGCACACCCAGGCCCGUCUUUUGUCUGGCAGGGACUCUCUUCUGGGUCAUUUGAUAGUAUUGACACAAAUAACUAAACGCCCAGUAAGCCUCUACCAUUGUUGGGAGCAUUCCUAGGCCAGAAUUUCUUCUACUGCAGCUCUGUGUGAGAAGGUAGGUGAGGCCAGGUCACCCCUGGGAAACUGCAACUCAAGGAUAAGGAUGAGCUUUCACAGCUCAGAAAAAUCAAGACAUUAGAACUUGAACCCUGGUCUAGAAAGGUACCUUGCCCAGACCACCCACAGCAGUUUCCUUCAGCUUCAGACACAGGAGCACUGGGCAAACCUCUGUGUAUGUUGAGGGACAGGGUGUUGUUGUGUGGCCAGCAGAGGGAGUGGAGGGUGUGAAAGAAGCCUACUCCCUUCCUCAUCCCCUCUGCCCACACCUGCCCACCUUCCUGUCGGAGCCCUUGAAGCACAGGGAAAAUGGCUGCCAUGUGCAAAGUGCCUUCCCUACACUUUAGAUCCUAGCAGGUGCUUGGGAGGGUCCAUUUCCUGCAAGCAGCCUUUGGAGGCAGAGACAAAUUCUCACACUUGGUGGAAAGAAAGCAGAGGAGAGUUAAGCAGAUGACAGACGACUGAGCCAGAGUCGAGUUAGAGGCCACCCAGGCCGGAUCUGAGUCAGCACACUGUAGGCUUUCCUCCCUGGACCCUUCCCUCCUUCCAUGGUCCCCGA